GGGAGGAUCCAUCUAUGCUGUUAGUCCCGUAGGAAAAGAAACAACAGCUUCCCCUUCCCCUCGCUAACCCAGCCCCAGCCACGGUCAACCUCGGCUCUCCGUCGCUGUGUGACCAUGGCCGACAGCUUGCGGAGAUUAAUCAACAACGAGAGCUGCAGGAUUUUGCAGGAGAAGCUGGAGAACUGGUAUAAAGAUUACCACAUUAACUCAUGUGAUCAGAAUCUGAACCGAUGUUGUGAAAUCAUAGAAAUGAACUCCAUGAUUCAGGGGCAACUCUUCACAAUCCUCAAUCAAACUGCUCGAGAAGGUGGGCAUUAUGCAGGUGUAGAGACAAUAAAAUCUCGUCUCCUGCCAUGGCUGGGGACUUGUUUUUCCAGUACUACUUCGGGAAGGCCCUUUGAAACCAGUCUUUCUCUGAUUCAGGAGUCAAUUGAGAAAGAAAGGCAGCUGAGGGAAUUUGCCAGCACUCGGAACCAUGAACUACAACAGUUGGAGAAAGAACUGAACUCAACUCGUUUACAACUCACCUUAGUGCAACAAGAUCUGGCAGAAGCCCAGAUGGCUCUUGAAGACACAAAGACCAAAUCAGCCACUACCCUUUUGGCAGCAGAGGAUGAAAUUGUUCAUCUAAAAGCAGCUCUGAAGGCUUCCCAAGCACAGGAAGAGAGCGCUUUGAGGAAUCUGGAUCGUCUGAAUGAUUAUGAGCAACAGGUUCAAAUACUAAAGGAUGAGAUUGCCAUCCUGGGUGCCCAAAAAUCUGUUCUUCACAGCAGACUUGCACGGAGUCGCUCUCCUUCUCCAAGGCCCUGUCGAAGUAGAUCACCUAGUCCUCUUCCACUCAGGAGCUGCUCACCUGGCCGGGCCAGGCUUACGAAUGCUGCACGUCAUGCCCACCUGGUGGCUCGCUUUAGUGAGAUUUAUACUCAAGAACGCUUGGAUGCACAGAACCUUCUGAGGACUUAUAUCGAUGAUCUGGAGAUAGUGCAGAGGAUAAUAUAUGUUGCAGCUGUGGAGUCUUUCCAUGCAGCGAAGAUGGCCUUCAGACAAUUCAAAAUGCGUGUGAGAAAGACUCUGUCUCUAACUUACUCAGGGCCUGAAUCACUUGAAGACACUGUCCUGGAUUAUAUAGUUCGCCAUGAGGAUUUAUAUGAUGUUCAAGCCAGUGUCAAUGAAGUAAUUCGUGCCAUGAAUAUCAAUCCUAAAAUUUCGUUCCCACCAGAAGUUGACUUCAUCAUGAUCAGCAGUUUGAUUCGGGAGUUGUGCCGUGUAGCUUUUUCAAUGCAGACCUUGGUUCCUCCCCUCGAUAUUGCAUUUGGUGCAGAUGGAGAACUUUUUAAUGAGAGCAAAUACCGUCGCAGCUAUGACUCUGAUUUUACGGCUCCCUUGGUGGUCUAUCAUGUGUGGCCUGCUCUGAUGGAAAAUGAUUCUAUUAUUGUGAAGGGAGAGGCAGUCUCAAAGAGAGGUGCUCUGUGGUCUCGCAGGAGCAGGAGUAAAAGCAGAAGCAGAAGCCGCAGCAUGAGCCCUAUUCUGUCUCAUUCUGCAAGCCCCAGCCGCACCUUGUUACCUCGAAGUCGCAGCCCUUCCCCAAUAAGGAGCGGAAGCCCAAGGCCAGCCUUAAAUACAAGCAACACAAGUGACUGCUUGGGGCCUUGUGCUUUUACAUAGGAACCUAGGAUGUGUAAUAAUGGAUCUGACCAUUAGUUCAUCAAGUCCAGUAUCUUGUUUCAGUCCAAUACCUGAUGCUUCAGAGGAAAGUGGAAAUUUCCCAUAACUCAGCUUCCUGGUUGUGGAAUGUAAAUGGCUGCAGGCAGGAGGAAUUCCUUCCUGUCCCAUGUUGCAAUCAGCUUAUGCCCCAAAACAUGAGAUUUCCUUACUUUCAUUGUAACAAAAUCCAUAGUUGUACCCGCUGUUAGUCAUGAAGUUAUUUAACUCUCUAAAAAUUCACCUACAUUCAUUAAUUCCAUGACCUCUCUUAAGGGGACUUGUGCAGACUUGGUACACUCCCUUCUUCCUCCCCACAACUGCAGGGCUGUUUGAGGCUCUACAAACUUUAAGACCAGACCAGCCCAACUUCACUAUACACUACUGUAACUAUAAUGUCACAAUUGGUGCCUGUAUACACAAACUGUGGGCCUGAUUCAGCUCUGACCCUGGUUUUAUACAUAUGUAAUGUAAAAGUUACUCCUGAUUUACACCAGGGUGAGAGAUCUAUGAGGGCUGGUAUAUGCAGAAUCAUUUCCACAGGUUCUCAGAAUGAAGUGAGAGACACACCGAAAUGGAAAAGGCACUCAAGUACGUGGUGGGCUCUCUUGUUGUCUGUGAAAAUCAAUGCACAUAUGGCCUCUGAAAUGAACAUUUAAAGAAGUUUGUUCCCUCUUAUAAGCUCUUAUAUUGUUAGUUACAGCCAGGGAGCUGGGGUUAUGGUUAUUCUGUAUACUUACACAUCAACCCCAUUAUUAAUAUCUCUAGAUAAAUGUCUUGAUUUUGAGCACUUGCAGCACUGAAGUCAGUGAUCAUAAGAAUGAUCAUACUUGGUCAGACCAAAGGUCCAUCUAGUUCAGCAUCCUGUCU
Terrapene triunguis (Three-toed box turtle) is the source of this 2571-nucleotide messenger RNA. It is a transcript of the gene SPATA18, whose product is annotated as spermatogenesis associated 18. Lineage: Eukaryota; Metazoa; Chordata; Testudines; Emydidae. Gene Ontology annotation, cellular component: mitochondrial outer membrane. The record is from RefSeq and is a predicted model, not a curated record. Gene Ontology annotation, biological process: mitochondrial protein catabolic process; mitophagy by internal vacuole formation. The transcript is spliced from 13 exons. Bases 115 to 1665 code for a protein of 516 amino acids.